Molecule: messenger RNA, 375 nt
Organism: Lactuca virosa
Lineage: Eukaryota; Viridiplantae; Streptophyta; Magnoliopsida; Asterales; Asteraceae
Source: the annotation of a GenBank genome assembly
AUGACCGAGGAGUUUCAAGAAUCGGAGGUAAUCUUCCCGGAAAAGCCCUCCGGGAACGGAAAAGAACUCCGAUAUCCAAAAGUCGAUAAAAGAAAAUCCGAUAAGAAAAAGCUGAAGAAAAGUUCAGUUCCCAUGAGCAUUCGGGAAGAAUUUUCCGACAGUUCAUGGAUUCGUCAGUAUUUACAAACACAUUCCAUCGAAGACGAUGAUGCAGAUGAAGAUGAGAAAGUGCCGCCCCACGUGAUCUUGGAGCGCCGGAUCGCCGGAAAAGCUGCGUUUUCCCUUUGCUCCGGCAACGGGAGGACUUUGAAAGGAAGAGAUUUAAGUGAAGUACGGAAUUCGAUCCUUAGGAUGACGGGAUUUCUAGAAUCCUGA